Aegilops tauschii subsp. strangulata is the source of this 2873-nucleotide messenger RNA. Lineage: Eukaryota; Viridiplantae; Streptophyta; Magnoliopsida; Poales; Poaceae. The record is from RefSeq and is a predicted model, not a curated record.
AUGGAGUUCUGCGACUGGCACGGGAUCACGUGCAGUGCGACUUCCCCCCGGCAUGUCGUUGCGCUGGACCUUGAAUCCCAAGACAUCUCAGGCACCAUAGCACCUUGCAUCGCCAACCUCACUUGGCUGGCAAAGCUCCAGCUGUCCAACAAUAGCUUUGGUGGCGGUGUGCCGUCCGAGCUUGGCCUCCUGGGCCGACUCACCAACCUCAACCUCAGCAUGAACAGUUUGGAAGAGAUUAACCUUGCAAACAACAAGCUCCAAGGGAGCAUUCCUCCUGCUUUUGGAGACCUUCCUGACCUGCGCAUACUAGUUCUCGCCAAAAAUACACUUACUGGCACCAUACCGUUGUCUUUGGGAAGCAGUCGUCAUCUUAUGUAUGUCGAUCUCGGGAUCAAUGCUCUUGGAGGGGUCAUCCCGGAGUCCUUGGCAAAUAGUUCAUCUCUUCAAGUACUUAGGCUCAUGAGCAAUAGUCUUACUGGAGAACUCCCAAAGGCUCUCCUCAACACUUUGUCACUAGGUGCCAUUUGCCUCACAAGAAACAAUUUUGUUGGUUCCAUACCUUCUGUUACUGUCACCUCUUCCCCUCUUAAGCAUCUCUAUUUAGGGGAAAACAAUCUUUCAGGAAGAAUACCUUUCUCACUAGGGAACCUUUCCUCCCUACUUCAUCUUCAUCUCACAAACAAUCAUUUAGUUGGGAGCAUCCCGGAGAGCUUAGGUUAUAUUCCAACAUUAGAGAAAUUGAUCUUGAGUGCAAACAACUUAUCUGGACCGGUUCCACCGUCUAUCUUCAACAUGUCAUCCCUGAAAAGUCUCGCCGCAUUCGACAACUCACUUGUCGGAAGAUUACCCUUCGACAUCGGCUACACCCUCCAUAAUAUUGAGUACUUAAUACUCACAGGGAACAAUUUUGAUGGACCAAUUCCAGCCUCUCUUCUCAAAGCUUACCGCCUAUGCUGGCUUCUCCUUGAUAGUAAUAGAUUUAUUGGAUCCAUACCAUUCUUCGGUUCAUUGCCAAAUUUGGAGCGUCUCGAUUUGGCAUCCAACAAGCUAGAAGCAGAUGAUUGGGGAUUUGUCUCUUCACUAUCUAACUGCUCCAGAUUGUACAUGCUGGCCCUGGAUGGAAACAAUCUUAAUGGGAAAUUGCCAAGUUCUAUUGGAAAUCUUUCAAAUAGUCUUGACUCCUUGUGGCUGAAUAGCAACCAAAUUUCUGGACCUAUACCACCGGAGAUUGGCAACCUUAAGAGCCUCAGUACAUUGUACAUGGAUUACAAUUUUUUCACUGGUAAUAUACCACCAACAAUUGGGAAAUUGUACAAAUUGGUCGAGCUAUCCGUUGCGCAUAACAGGCUUUCAGGCCAGAUUCCAGAUACUGUUGGCAAUCUUGUCCAGCUGAGUAUGCUGGAAUUGGAUCAUAACAGCUUCAGUGGAAGAAUACCUGCAAGUAUAGCACGAUGCACUCAACUCACCAUACUCAACCUUGCUCACAACUCACUAGAUGGGCGUAUACCAAGUAAAAUCUUGACAAUCUCUACGCUUUCUAUAGAGCUGGACUUGUCAAACAACUACUUGUCUGGAGGAAUGCCAGAUGAAGUAGGAAGUCUCCUUCAUCUGAAGAAAAUCAACAUGUCAAAUAACAGGUUGACUGGCAACAUCCCAUCAACUCUCGGCCAGUGUGUUGACCUGGAGUAUCUUGAGAUACAAAACAACUUACUUGCAGGAAGGAUUCCGCAAACAUUAGCCAGCUUAGUCAGCAUAAAACACAUGGAUAUUUCUGGGAACAAUUUGUCUGGAAAAGUACCGGAGUUCCUCAAAUCCUUGAAAUCACUUCAAGACCUGAAUUUAUCCUUCAACCAUUUUGAUGGAGCAGUUCCGACCGGAGGUGUUUUUGACAUCGCUGGUGCAGUCUCAAUCGAAGGAAAUGAUCAUCUUUGUACAAUCAUCCCAACGAGAGGUAUGUCUCUUUGUAUGGCACUGGCUGACAGCAAAAGAAAGCAGAAGCUACUGGUUCUGGUCCUGGUGAUUCUAUUGCCAAUUGUUGCUGCCACUGCAAUCCUUCUCUCUUGUAUUGUAACAAUUUAUUGGAGGAAAAGGAUGCAAGAAACUCCCCAUUUGCAACAUCACAAUGAGCACAUAAAGAAAAUACAGAAGAUAUCAUUUGAGCAGAUAUCAUAUGAAGACUUGCUAAGGGCAACUGAUAGGUUUUCUUCUGCAAACUUAAUUGGUUAUGGAUCAUUUGGAAGGGUUUAUAAGGGAAGUCUGCAGUUUCAAGCAGAUCAAGUUGCCAUCAAGAUUUUUGACCUUGACAUUAAUGGGGCAGAUAGGAGCUUCAUAGCAGAGUGUGAAGCCCUAAGAAAUGUUCGCCAUCGGAAUCUUGUAAAAAUCAUUACCUCAUGCUCUUCUGUGGAUCAUACCGGGGCAGAUUUCAAGGCCCUAGUGUUCCCAUACAUGCCAAAUGGGAACCUAGAAAUGUGGCUGCAUCUAAAAGACCCUGAAGAUGGCGAAAAGAAUAUUCUGAGUUUAAGCCAAAGGACUAACAUAGCCUUGGAUGUGGCAGUUGCUUUGGAUUACCUUCACAAUCAGUGUGCACCUCCAGUUAUACACUGCGACUUGAAGCCAAGCAAUAUACUUCUGGGUCUUGACAUGGCUGCGCACGUCAUCGAUUUUGGCCUAGCAAGAUUCUUGUUCAGCACAGGAAAUGCACACCAAGAUAGUUCAGCAAGUUUCAGCCGCUUAAAAGGAUCCAUAGGAUACAUCCCACCAGGUGAGAUAAGCUUAUUUGCAAGAUAUUGAUUCUGUUUUUUCCUUAUGGAGUUGUACAGAUGAUGAUAGUUCUCUAAUUUUCUUAUGUUUUUUACAUGUAAAUACAGAGU